Messenger RNA from Zootermopsis nevadensis, 2370 nucleotides. The record is from RefSeq and is a predicted model, not a curated record. Lineage: Eukaryota; Metazoa; Arthropoda; Insecta; Blattodea; Termopsidae.
GUAGAAAGUAGUACAAAUUUCUUUUUCCUGCCAUUGUGGUAUGGAGUGGUUGUAUGUCGAGUUAUGUGUGCUUAACGACUUGUAGCAUACAUAUGUAUUUACCGUAAUAUUUAAAUACUCAUCAGCAUUCAUACGGGUGUUUUCUGCUACGAAGAAUAGUAUGGGGCGAUCCGAACGAAGAAGGAUGUUACAGUUCUACUCAGAAGAACUAUUCAUAGAAUUGUAAAUAAAUAAAGACAGUUUUUACUGGACAAAAAACCUGAACUGAAAUGCUGAGUACUCAUUGGAAAAGAAAUUGGAUGAAUUGCUGCAGGCUUGAACAUGUUCAUCACCAGUCCCUCAAGUGCAUUGCACAGGAGACUGGGGUUUCAAAAUCACCAGCAUGAGCUGCUCUGAAGCUCAUGAAACUGAGGUGCCAGAAAUUGUGUGGAAGGACAGAGAGCAUUUCCAGCAACAGCUGUACUUAGGUGAUCGUGACAGGGACAGUUACAGAGACCGAGACAGGAGAAGAGACCGAAGUCGCAGCAGGGACCAUUACCGUGAUGAUCGCAGAGGUGGUGGCAGUGGCCGAAGUAUGAAAGGGCGACAACCAGGUGGUACUCUUAGGAAACCACAUUGGGAUUUGAGUCGCUUACAGCCAUUUUUAAAAGAUUUCUAUGUUCCACAUCCGGAUGUUGCCAACAAACCACAGCACGAAGUGGAGGAAUACAGGAGCUCGAAAGAAAUUACUCUCAAAGGACGCAGUAUUCCUAAUCCUGUUUGGACAUUUGAUGAAGCUGGUUUUCCAGAUUAUGUUAUGAAGGAGAUCAGGAAACUGGGAUUCAAGGAACCUACAGCUAUCCAAGCACAAGGUUGGCCAAUUGCACUCAGUGGUAGAGAUAUGGUUGGCAUUGCACAGACUGGUUCUGGAAAGACUUUGUCUUACACACUCCCAGCUAUUGUACACAUCAAUAACCAGUCUCACCUGGUUCGAGGAGAUGGCCCCAUUGCUUUGAUUCUUGCUCCAACACGUGAGUUGGCACAGCAGAUACAACAGGUUGCAAAUGACUUUGGUGCAUCAUCUCAAAUCAAAAACACAUGUGUUUUUGGAGGAGCUCCUAAAGGUCCACAGGCUCGGGAUUUGGAACGGGGUGUGGAAAUAGUCAUAGCAACACCAGGGAGACUCAUUGACUUCCUUGAGAGUGGUAAAACGAAUCUCAAGAGAUGCACAUACCUUGUUUUGGAUGAGGCAGACAGGAUGUUGGACAUGGGCUUUGAACCCCAGAUUCGGAAGAUUAUUGAACAAAUUCGGCCAGAUCGACAGACACUGAUGUGGUCUGCCACAUGGCCAAAAGAGGUACGCAACCUGGCGGAAGAGUUCCUGAAAGAUUACAUCCAGAUCAAUGUGGGGUCACUGCAACUUUCUGCAAAUCACAAUAUUCUUCAGAUCAUUGAUGUAUGUCAGGAAUAUGAGAAGGAACAAAAGCUUAGCACAUUGUUGAAAGAAAUAAUGGCAGAGAAAGAGAACAAGAGCAUUGUGUUUAUUGAGACAAAAAGGAGAGUGGAUGAAAUCACCCGAAAAAUGCGCAGGGAUGGGUGGCCAGCUGCCUGCAUCCACGGAGACAAAUCUCAGCCAGAAAGAGAUUGGGUUUUGCAAGAAUUUCGAUCAGGCAAGUCCCCAAUUCUUGUGGCAACAGAUGUUGCUGCACGUGGUCUAGAGGCACAUGCGAGAUAAUGCAAAAGGUGGUUUGCAUUGUCGUUCAGGCUGUGCCUCUCUGCGAAUGGUUGGUUACUCUCCGGUAGGCCGGUGAGAGUUAGCCACAUGUGUCGGGAUUUCGGGUGCGGUGACGGUGGGGGCCCGACUGGACCUAACCGCUUGCCCACCCGGGGGCCCGUCUGUCGGCUGUUCUCCGCCGUGUCUCGGGCCCACCGGGUCAGUAGCGUGCUCCGCCUGUGUGCUGGGCGAUUGGCACGCAUAUGAAGGCUGUGUGGAACGUGUUGGGGAUGGCCAGGUGCAUGCUCUGAACGUGAGUUGCGGCAUCCGUUUGGAAUUUAGAUGGAUAGGAGGGAAAUUCCUCGUAGGGCAAUUGGGAAAUUUGCAAGGUUUGCGUGGAGUGUGCACCUGAGACCUGCCUCACUGACUGUUCCUAGAUGUGUUAGUCAGGUAAUGCCAACUGUUGUUAGGACUGUACUUAACUUGACAUUUUCUAUUACAGGGCUUUAAGUUUCAUGCUGACGUUUUUAUUUAGUGAAAUACAAUUUGAGUUUUUCAUUAAUGUUGACAAUUAAAUUUUUAGUUUUGUAGGUAGUCUUUAAACUGAUUAUUUUAUUAAUAACCUUGUGAAAUUAAAUUUUAUGUUCUUAGUGUGUACUCUUUUCUUUUAAUUUGAG